Molecule: messenger RNA, 1949 nt
Organism: Populus nigra (black poplar)
Lineage: Eukaryota; Viridiplantae; Streptophyta; Magnoliopsida; Malpighiales; Salicaceae
Exons: 4
Coding region: 163-1653 (496 amino acids)
Biological process (GO): GPI anchor biosynthetic process
Cellular component (GO): endoplasmic reticulum
Molecular function (GO): catalytic activity
Source: RefSeq, a predicted model, not a curated record
UAAAGUAUAAACAAAGAUACGAGUCCACUCUACAAAAAAAAAACACACAGCUCAUGUGUUUGCAAUGAAAACAGCUCUGUAACGCCCUCUUUCUCAUGGUAUCGUUGCCUACAAUAAUAUCGGCAAACUUUCCUUCCCUUAAACACUCACCCCUUCUCCACAAUGCUCAAAAUCCUCAACAAAAGGCUCAGGCGCCUUUAUUCUCGUUUCCGGAGGCGUAUUGGCAGUGGUUCCAGGCGCAAGGUUGUCAUAAAGAAAUUUGGAAAAUCAAACUCCAAAUUACAAAAUAACAUCAAAGUUGAGCCCACCAUUAAUGGGUCUGCUGCUGUCCAUCCAAAUGGUCAAUUGGGCGAGGAGAAGCCAAUCAAGUUAGCAACUUUUAAUGCUGCCCUGUUUUCAAUGGCACCUGCUGUGCCUAAAACAGAGAAUCCUUCGAGUGUUGACUAUGAAGGUGAAGAGUUUGCAGACACUAGAAGGCCUAUAAAUAGUAACAAGCUACGCGCAAAGUCUGCAAAUGAUCGGCCGAAGAGUAUUCUGAAGCAGUCUCCCCUGCAUCCAAACUCCAUCGAUGGUAAUGAGAAUCUCUCUAGGCAACAAAAGUUUGCUAAAUCAAAGUUAAGGGUAUCGAUCAAUUUGCCUGAUAAUGAGAUUUCAUUAUUGAGAAAUAGGCAAUUGAGCUUCAGAGAAGACGAAAAGGAGGGUGCUUCAAGUGUUAAUAUAAGUAGAAUUCUGAGGGGAAAGGCUCCUAUGAGGCCACAAAGCGUGAGUUUGGCAAGAAAUACGGGAAAUGGUGGGAUCGAUGGAGAGGGUUAUAGGAGUACAAGGACAGUGCUUCAAGUGCUGAAAGAGCUGGAUGCAGAUAUUUUGGCUUUGCAAGAUGUGAAAGCAGAGGAGGAGAAAGCAAUGAAGCCUCUUUCUGAUUUGGCUGCUGCUUUGGGGAUGGAUUAUGUUUUUGCUGAGAGCUGGGCUCCUGAGUAUGGAAAUGCUAUCCUCUCAAAGUGGCCGAUCAAGAGAUGGAAAGUGCAAAAGAUCUUUGAUGAUACUGAUUUCAGGAAUGUUCUUAAGGCCACAAUUGACGUGCCACAGGCAGGAGAGGUCAACUUCCACUGCACCCACCUUGACCAUCUCGAUGAGAACUGGCGGAUGAAGCAAAUAGAUGCCAUAAUACAAUCAAGUGAUGCUCCUCAUAUCUUAGCUGGAGGUCUUAAUUCCCUCGACGAGACAGAUUACUCUGAAGAGAGGUGGACAGACAUCGUAAAGUACUAUGAGGAGAUGGGAAAGCCAACACCAAAAGUUGAAGUAAUGAGUUUCAUGAAGAGUAAACAUUACAGUGAUGCUAAGGACUAUGCAGGAGAAUGUGAAGCAGUAGUCAUUUUAGCUAAAGGCCAAAAUGUGCAAGGGACUUGUAAGUAUGGGACUCGAGUAGAUUACAUACUGGCAUCUCCAAAUUCCCCCUACAAGUUUGUUCCAGGGUCAUACUCGGUGUUUUCUUCUAAAGGGACUUCUGAUCAUCAUAUUGUGAAAGUUGAUAUCGUAAAAGCAAGAUGCAGCAGUCAAGAAAAAGUCGCUAGAAAGAAACGGCAACCUAAACAGAAAGUUGUAAAGAUAACCAACAGUUCUCCUACAAAAGGUAUAUGGAAAACACACACAUGAGAGAAGACAGAUUUUUUUACCUUUUCUUUUGUUGGUAUAUAAAUUAUUUCAGUCUUGGUUUGGUUUCCUGGUGUAAAAGAGGAGCUAGGGAUGGCGAUAUUAGACCCGCUUCCACCCAGCUCUCUCAUGCACUUUGUAAAUCUUGUAACUUGGGAUUAGCUAGGUUAAAAACUCAUGAGCGAGAUGGUAUUUGGUGUGCUACCUAUCUAAUUGCAUAGCUUGUAGUGGAAAAUUGAGCAUGCUGAAACUCCCAUAAGAAGGAAAUUAGACUAUUUUGGUUCUUCCCUUUUGACUGC